Lolium rigidum is the source of this 1703-nucleotide messenger RNA. RefSeq lists its product as uncharacterized. The record is from RefSeq and is a predicted model, not a curated record. The transcript has 8 exons. Gene Ontology annotation, biological process: retrograde vesicle-mediated transport, Golgi to endoplasmic reticulum. Gene Ontology annotation, cellular component: SNARE complex; endoplasmic reticulum. Lineage: Eukaryota; Viridiplantae; Streptophyta; Magnoliopsida; Poales; Poaceae. Gene Ontology annotation, molecular function: SNAP receptor activity. Bases 709 to 1557 code for a protein of 282 amino acids.
AACCAAAUUCGACGCCAAACUCCAUCCUUUUUUUACCGAGAUGUUGGAACCAAGAUAUAUGAUCUACAUCCGUUUCCCUGUCUUUCGGUUGGCUUGUAAUGACUUAUUCAUCAUGGGUAGAACAAAUAUGGGGUGUAUACUUUCUUAUUUUCUUGAUCAACUUAUCUAAUCCUUAACCAUGUAAUUAACUCUGUUUGAACUUUGAACAUAUGAUAUUCACAUUAUGUUGUCAUUUUCUCGUAAUACUGCUUGAAUGAUUGUUCAAUCCACCAAAAGUUCAAUAUAAUAUUUACUGUUGCCGAUGUGGAUACUUGAUAGGAAUGAUUUUAGAACGUGCUACAAGCUGUUUGUAACCAAGUCCAUCAUUUUAGAAACUAGGUAAUCAUUCGUCUUUUGAGCUGUAUUUUCUCUACUUCGAUCUGCAUACUUUUAUUAUCGUAGUUUUUCACUUAUAUAAUUUGUCAUCCAUCUCGUUGGGUGGAAUAUGACAUAUUUUGGUUUUAAUGGCAGUGGAUUAUUUUGUAUCUUGUUUUUGUUUGGGCAUAAUAUUUGUGUAAUGAAAUGUGCGAAUGUUCACUUAUGGCCGUCAAUUAUGAUCAUUUCCUUCAUCAGAUGUGAGCUUUAUACCCCGUUCCUCCUUCUCCUAGUUGGGCAUUUGGAUUGACCUGGGGAGUUUGGUCUGCAUUUUAUUUUGGAUUGGAUAUUAGGAUGGAUGAGGUCACACAAGCUGUUGAAAAUCUGAAAAAGGAUUGGAGCCAUGUAGUUACGCAACUUGAGGUGUGCAUUGCUGCAAUUGAGUCAUGUGGGAAGAUGGGAAAAGGGACAGAGGAAGCAAAUUCUCUUCCUAGGUUGAAUGGUUCUGCGCAGGAUGCACUGCAAUUACUCAAUGCACAACAGUGCAGGCUUGAUCUUCUAGCAGAGCAGCUACCCAGUUUUGAAGAAGUGCAGUCUGGCCAGGCAACCUUAGCGUCAUGGAAGGAACAAUAUCAAAAGCUGCGGACGAGCCUCAGGAGUGCUAACUUACAAGCGAAAGAGAACAUUAAGAAAGCUGCGGAAGAAGAGAGGAAGCUGCUUCUGGGAGGAGGAGAAGAGUCCACCAUCCGGAGACGCAAUCUCCAGACAAAAGCCGGGAUGACAUCCGCUGCAGAAAGUAUUACUGAGAGCCUACGCCGAUCUCGGCAAAUGAUGGUUCAGGAAGUGGAAAGAAGUGCUAAUACCUUGUCAACCUUUGAUGAAUCAACAAGUGUGCUUCGGCAAGCUGAAGGCGAAUAUCAAGGACACCGCUCUUUGCUGAUGCGUACCCGUGGUUUGCUCUCCACGAUGCAACGACAAGAUGUUCUUGAUAGGAUCAUCCUGACUAUUGGGUUCCUCAUUUUCUCCUUGGCGGUCCUUUAUGUCGUCUCAAGACGUAUUGGUCUGCUGACACUGCAAAGGAAGCUGGCCGAUGCCAUCAGAUCAGGCUCAAUAUCAGCCGAAGACAUCGUGGCUAAGGUGCACCAUGGACCCGCCCCAGCGAAUGCUCCUCCUAGUGUUCCUCCUGUUUAUGAUGAACUGUGAUUGACUUCCAUGCAUUGUUUAUACAUCAAGAACAAGCAAGUUACCUUUGAUAUUCUUUGUACAUGUUGUCUAGAUGUUGUAUGAAGAAGCUGUACCGGUGCACCGACCUGCUGUCAGACUUAAGUUGAACACCCCAGUUCUGUUCA